Messenger RNA from Chara braunii, 1134 nucleotides. NCBI's taxonomy places the organism in Eukaryota, Viridiplantae, Streptophyta, Charophyceae, Charales, Characeae. The record is from the annotation of a GenBank genome assembly.
GCUGUUGUUCAGCUGUGCUACGCGUUGGGUUGCCGAGUGAUACCUCGUGCGAUGCCACGGUGGUGGGUGAAGCGCAGGACAGGAGGCAUGUGGGAAGACCUCAGGCAAUGCGACGACGCGACAGACGACUACUUCCGGGAUAAGCUUCGAAUGUCGCCGCGAGUGUUCCGGGAAAUYGCGGAGGCGUGUGCGCCUCAUCUUCAGCGGCGGGUCACGUUCUACAGGGAGCCUUUGCAGCCGGACCAGAUUGUGGCGUACGCACUGUACAGGUGGGCUUCAGGGGAGACGUACGAGAGCAGCACGUGCAACUUCGGGAUUGGACGAGCUUCUGGGCUGAUUGCCGUCCGCGAUGUUACUACCGCGCUGCUAAGGGUAUUCAGAGAGAAGAUCGCGUGGCCGACAGGAGUUCGUAAACUAGUCGUUCUGCGGGCGUUUGCUGAUAAAUGGUUCCCCAACUGCCACGGUUGCAUUGAUUGUACUCACAUCUACGUCGACAAGCCGGCGAACGCUCCGAGCGAAAACUACUACGACAGGAAGCGUCGUUUCUCCAUCGUCGCGCAGGUUGUCGUCGACCUGGACUUGCGUGUGCUCGACGUGCACAUGGGAUACCCCGGUAGCUGCCACGACAUCAGGGUGCUGCAGUUGUCCAGCCUGUCGCUGCGCGCAGAGGAGGGGCCGUUGUUCCGUGGUCCCCCCGUGACACUGCCAUUCGGUGUGAAGACGAACGGGUACGUUCUGGCGGACAAUGGCUACCCCCCUUGGGAAUGGAUGGUCGUCCCGUAUGGAGGCAUCAAUCAGCACGUCGACGAGGAGCGGUUUGACAACAAACAGAAGGUGGCGAGGAGCGGUGGAGAGGGCGUUUGGCAGGCUGAAGGGCAUGUGGCGGCUGUUUCUGCGGACACACGAGACAAACUUGGAGGCGCUCCCGCAGCAGUUCACCGCCGUGUGCAUACUGCACAACAUACUGAUCGACUCAAGAAAAUCUGCUAUGGGAGGUCGACGCUAAUGGUGUGCGACGACGUGUGGACCUGGGGAUUGAAGAGCCCCUCCAGCCUGUGUCGAUGAUGACUUCGACAGAGGAAGCUUUGGCCCUGAGGAAUGAUUUGGCGGAACGAAUGAAACACGAUUGAGUCG